AUGGUGGGUCCCUUUAUGCAGGGCCUCUUCUUGAUAGGCAUUAUCUACUGGUAUUCCAAGGGCAUGAUGUCCAUGAUCAACGACUACUAUAGAAGUGAGUUCCAGCGAAAGCUGCAAACGGAACCAGCGAAGGCAAAAACUGAGGUGCCCAUCAAUGUGGACAACUUUAUGGAUUAUGUUAGGGAGUUGGACUCCCCGGAUGAGGUGGUCCAGUGCCCAGCGGAAGGAGCUGGAGCUACAACUCCACCUAUAAGAAAGCCCUACUACAGCCACACACUCUUGCGAUUUCUGGAAAUCACCGGCACGCUUCCAGCCUUAGAUAUUUGUCUUGCUACGAGCAACAUAAGAUAG
Drosophila takahashii is the source of this 351-nucleotide messenger RNA. It is a transcript of the gene Xport-B, whose product is annotated as exit protein of rhodopsin and TRP B. The record is from RefSeq and is a predicted model, not a curated record. Lineage: Eukaryota; Metazoa; Arthropoda; Insecta; Diptera; Drosophilidae.